Molecule: messenger RNA, 1488 nt
Organism: Penaeus chinensis
Lineage: Eukaryota; Metazoa; Arthropoda; Malacostraca; Decapoda; Penaeidae
Product: homeobox protein HMX3-like
Exons: 4
Coding region: 1-1359 (452 amino acids)
Biological process (GO): regulation of transcription by RNA polymerase II
Cellular component (GO): nucleus
Molecular function (GO): RNA polymerase II transcription regulatory region sequence-specific DNA binding; DNA-binding transcription factor activity, RNA polymerase II-specific
Source: RefSeq, a predicted model, not a curated record
AUGUCCUUCGAGGUGUCGAGCGUGAUCAGCCGCUCGAGUCCUUCGGUCCCCGCCAGCCGCACGCCCUCCCCGCCCCCGCUGGACACGCGCCGCUCGCCCGCCACCACCGUGGGCGUCCUAGCCGACACGCGCAGGGCAGCAGCGACGCCCGAAAUGUCCGCACCGAGCGCCAGUCCCCCCGCCAGGAGCUCCGACAGUGGCGCGAGCUCCCCCAAGACGUCGUCGCCGCCCUCCCACAAGUCCUUCAGCAUCUCCAGCAUCCUCAGCCGGGAUGACCCGAAGAAGGAGGUCUCGAGCGAGCCGCCCUUCGCCUUCAGCCACCAGCACGACGCCCUCGCAGCCAGCCUCGACUCGCGGCCGGCUCGCCUGACGCCCGAGGUGAACGCUCAGAUGGCCGCACAAGUGUUGGUCAUGCAAACCCUGCCUGAGCUCAUGCUGACGCUCACCGAUAUCGGUUUCGCGAAGCCUGUAAACUAUAACAUGACAUUAGGUCUCAUGACCCAAAUGACGGCCUUAGCAGCACGGCACCCUCUGCUCUCCCUGUACCCAGACCUCGCCAACGUGCCCCCUGCCUCACACAUGUCACCUCUGGCGGGUAUGGGCGUGCCGCUGCCCACAAAGACCCCCUGGUACCCACCGUGGGCAUUGCCGCCCCUGGCUGCCCUCGCCUCCGUCAGGGAAAAGGAUGCAGGGUCUCCGAUCGCAGGCCCCGGAAGCCCCCUGAGCGAGGCGCCCGUCGAGGUGGUGCGCUCGCGCUCGCCCUCGCCCAUGCCCCGCUCGCCCUCGCCGCCGCCCUCGCCGCCCACGCCGUCGCGGGAGGACGGGCGGGCGGGCGAGUCGGAGGGCUCGGGCGGAGUGGCCAGCAGCGGCGCCACGACGGCCAGCGGCGGCGCCGACGACGCCGACGAGGACCGCAAGCGGAGGAAGAAGAAGACGCGGACGGUGUUCUCGCGGUCGCAGGUGUUCCAGCUGGAGAGCACCUUCGACAUGAAGCGCUACCUGUCGUCGUCGGAGCGCGCGGGGCUGGCGGCGUCGCUGCACCUGACGGAGACGCAGGUCAAGAUCUGGUUCCAGAACCGCCGCAACAAGUGGAAGCGGCAGCUGGCGGCCGAGCUGGAGGCCGCCAACAUGGCGCAUGCGGCGCAGCGCCUUGUCCGCGUGCCCAUCCUCUACCACGACGGCUCCACCUCGGGUGUGGAGGCCGCCCACACGCCGCCCGCGCCGCCCCCGACCUCCAGCUUGCCCCCACAGCCCUCCCUGCCGCCCUACUCCCUCUACUACCCGCCCGUCUCCUCCAACUACACCACCACCGUGCAGGCGCCCACGCCCGUCAGACCCACGCUCUCGUCCCUCGUGUAGAGACGCCCUUCCUUCUCCCCUCUCGCCUUGCUCCUCCCGUCUCUCUUCACGCCUGUCACCGCCUCCUCCCGAUGUUGACCCUGCCACCCUCGUCGGGGCGUCUCGCCUCCGCCGCCGCGGGGCCGCCGG